Molecule: messenger RNA, 1205 nt
Organism: Dioscorea cayenensis subsp. rotundata (Guinea yam)
Lineage: Eukaryota; Viridiplantae; Streptophyta; Magnoliopsida; Dioscoreales; Dioscoreaceae
Product: transcription initiation factor TFIID subunit 14b-like
Biological process (GO): regulation of DNA-templated transcription
Source: RefSeq, a predicted model, not a curated record
UCUCUCACUUGCGUUCCCGGCGUUGGAGUCAUCUUCUUCUCCUUCUUCUUCGUCGAUGCCUACCCAGCUCGAAGCUCAAGCUGCCCCCAAAUCCCAGCGCUCCAAGGUCGUUCGCCCUCCUGACGAUCCUGACAGCAAGAAGAAUAAAAGGCUUAAAGAUGUGGAAGUUAGCUUUCCAAUUGUUUAUGGCACUAUAUCUUUUUGGCUUGGUAAAAAAGCAAGCGAGUAUCAAUCUCAUAAAUGGACUGUUUAUGUCCGGGGGGCGACAAAUGAGGAUCUGAGUGUAAUCAUAAAGCGCGCUGUGUUUCAACUACAUCCUAGUUUUAAUAAUCCAACUAGAGUAGUUGAAUCAGCACCUUUUGAAGUGUCAGAGUCUGGCUGGGGAGAAUUUGAGAUUGCCAUUAGCCUCUUUUUCCACAAUGAUGUUUGUGACAAGCAAUUGGACCUAUACCACCAGCUAAAGCUCUAUCCUGAGGAUGAUAGUGGACCUCAAACUACUAAAAAGCCUGUUGUUGUUGAAACAUAUGAUGAAAUAGUUUUUUCAGAGCCUUCAGAAGCCUUUUUUGUCCGCGUCCAAAACCAUCCUGCUGCAGUUGUUCCAAGGCUGCCUGCUGGUUUAAACCUGCCACCCCCAGGACCUUCUGAAGUUAUGAAUGAGAAGAAGAGAGGCGACAUCAAGGAUCAUCCACUGAGUCAGUGGUUCAUGAAUUUCUCAGAGGCUGAUGAGCUACUAAAGCUUGCUGCGGCUCGUCAACAGGUGCAGGCUCAUAUUGCAAAGCUUAGGAGACAAUUGAGCAUGAUCGAUGCCCCGCCUCAGCAGUCAAAUGCUGCAUCUGGUCAAUGAAUGUUCUUGAUCCUUUUGUCAUUGAGAGUGGGGAUAUAGUGAUGAAAAUCAAGGACUAAUUGUAUGUGUUUUCUGGCAGAGUCCCUUCUUGAUCUUGUUUUGGUUUCUCUUCUAAUUUGAGUUUGAAGAACAAACUCAUAUCUGAAAAUGUAAAACAGAAAUCAAUUGCUAAUCAUGUUUCUUAAUUUUCAGUGCGGGAGCUUGACAGUGAAGGGAAAGAAACAUUCUGGAGUUUGACACAUACAUAUUUUAUGUAUAAUAACUAAAUGCCUUUUAUAUUGUGACAGAUAAUCAUGUAUUUUCAGAUCUCUUAUACAUUAAUUCCUUGUGUGAUUUAUAUUAUCAAGUUCCCAUUUUUUCA